Clupea harengus (Atlantic herring) is the source of this 2542-nucleotide messenger RNA. It is a transcript of the gene elovl7a, whose product is annotated as elongation of very long chain fatty acids protein 7-like. Bases 1542 to 1988 code for a protein of 148 amino acids. The transcript has 4 exons. Gene Ontology annotation, biological process: fatty acid elongation, saturated fatty acid; sphingolipid biosynthetic process; very long-chain fatty acid biosynthetic process. NCBI's taxonomy places the organism in Eukaryota, Metazoa, Chordata, Actinopteri, Clupeiformes, Clupeidae. The record is from RefSeq and is a predicted model, not a curated record. Gene Ontology annotation, molecular function: fatty acid elongase activity. Gene Ontology annotation, cellular component: endoplasmic reticulum; endoplasmic reticulum membrane.
ACUAUUAACAGUUUUAAGCGGUUUAUUUUAUGCAUUUGACUAUGAUGAAUGUAUAAACGGAUCUUGGAUAUGGGCCUUAGGAAUUGUAUUAAGUUAAACCAUUCCACUAUGACCGCGAUCACGGGGGUGUCGUGCCGCGUUCUGCACUCCCGCCAUGGAAUGCACCCCCACCAAAUGGUAUUAGGUUACACUGUGCAAACAUAUUAAUGUUGUUGUUGUACCCUGGGCUAGAGUCAGUCUAAUUUGUAAAAUAGUUUUAUCAAAACGGAAGUCCGAGGUAUGCUACUACCUCUUUUCCAUGUUAGCUAAAGUUACUUUAACAAGUUAAGGAGGACUGCAAACACAAAUAAUACUAAAUACUACGAAAUAUUGUUCAGUCGAUUCUGUUUUCAAGUCUACCUUGUCAACUUGGUUUUAUUCAUCAAAAACUGCAAUAUCCUCGCGACUUUAUGAGGGGUGCAUCAUCUGGCUGGAGUGCAGGACACCUGUCUGGAUAGCCUCUAGUGUUGACCAAUCAGGAAUGAUAGCGUGAUUGAUGAUGAACGCCAUGCAUCAGGAAGUCUCCGCCUUGCUUCGCAGAGGGAUGACCGUGCGAGACAAGAAACCUUGAACACACCCCUUUCAAAUUGCCUUCAACGUCAAACAGACCUCGGUGCGUGGGGCGAGAAGAGAAACGUGCGAUAGAGACAAGAGCUGGAGGAUCGGACAGGUGUGUGAUCACUACUGAAUUACGCCUUCAGACAGGUUAAGUGGUUGGGAUUACAGAGAGCAGGAACCUCGGAAUGUUGUUGUAGUUACAGUUAACUUUGUCGCUGUUCGACAUUUUCUAUGUUGUUCCUAGUCAGAACAGUUAAGUUCAGCUGGUUGCGUAUGGUCAUGAAUUGGUUAGCCUUUGAAUAUAGAACGGAUAAGACUUAAUUUACAAACGUUUUUUUUUUUUUUUAAAGGAAGCAUUGAGCGCUGAAGCAUUGAGGAGACUCAUUAUGUAGCCCAAUAUGAAGUUGUGUAACGUUAGGGCCUUAUCAAUGACCAGUUGUUUAAUAUGUUUAAAUGUUUAAAAAAAAAUAUUCUGUGUUUCUCAUUAUGAGAUUUAUUAAACUUCUGUAGUUUAUGUUUAAACUGUUCUGCUCUAUGUGAAAUCCUUGCGAUGUGACUGAAGUCCAUAUUUUUCCUAGAGCCCCGAUUUGCCAUCUACAAACACUUCAAUGUCUGUUACGAAAUGCGUGUAUCGGUUUGGAUUUAAUGAUGCCUAUUGAACCUGUUGCGCCCCUUGACCCGAACAAGGAAGUUCCAUAGCAUUGCACAAUUCUCUUUGCAAUUAGGCGCACUAUCCUAUCCGUAGAAGUUAGGUCUUAAUAAUUCGCCUAGUUGUUUGCAUGUUUAUUUUUUCCGUUGUGCAUUUAGCCCUGGUGUACGAUGUCUCUCUCCUGCAUUGGGGAGCUUUACAUUGAACUUCAUUCUCCCUCUGUAUUGUUGGAACUCGAGCGUGGGAGUGGUCAGGAUAGACACACCUUUGAGACAGACUUUCCUCCCUGGGUGAAAUGGCAUUCAACGAGUUCACUUCUAGAGCAGUGCAUCUGUAUGACGAGUUCCUCAAAAAAGGCGACCCCAGAGUGGAUGGCUGGUUUCUCAUGGACUCCCCGCUGCCACAAGCAGUCUUCCUCAUUUCCUAUAUCUACUUCGUCACGUCACUGGGGCCCAGGCUGAUGGAGAACCGUAAGGCCUUUACCCUGCGGCCCAUCCUCAUCGUCUACAACUUCAGCUCCGUGGCACUGUCCCUUUACAUGUGUUACGAGUUUGUCAUGUCAGGAUGGGGCACAGGCUACAGCUUCCAAUGUGACCUGGUGGACUAUUCCCAUUCUCCACAGGCUAUGAGGGUAAGAUACACACCUAGAAAUCAAGGUACUGUAAUGGACCUAAAAAGGUUCACAUGUAUUGUCGCUCCAGCUGUACCCUACCAGGGUACGAGCACUGUACCUUUAUCAUAGGUACGUUUUGUCUUUUGUCUGUACCCAAAAAGAACAUUUCUGCACCCCUAGUGACAAAAAUGUACCUUUUAUGUCCUGGUACAAAAUUGGUACCUAUUAAGGUACAGCUGUUGCGACUUGCCAUUUUGUACUUUUAUGAGGCAAAAACAUACCCUUAAAUCCAGAGACAAAAACAUUUACAAUUAUUCACCUACAUUUAUUUAAAGAACUAACAAUUAGUUUACAUAUUUUACCAAAAAAAAAUAGUUUUUGUUUACAAAUGGCCAUUUGGUGUGGGAGCCAAUGACAUUGUGUCAUUUAAAAAAUAUUUUUCACAUUUUUAACAUAUUUUUGUACAUCUUUAGAGACCUAGGUUGGACCAGGUAGGAGUCAUGUAUGAGUCAUGCUAUGGAUUUUGAACUCGGGAGCAGAACUUUCCUUUCCUGCCGAUGGGCAGACAUUAUCAUUUUCAGUGGAAAUAGAACUUUCAGUGGGUGUUCUAUUUACACACACACCUUUCUAUCCCUGAUAGUCUUCUAAACAAAACCUGUUUGUACACUUAGAGGCCAUGUCUA